AUGGCAAGAAUCUUCCUCACCGGAGCCACUGGCUACAUCGGCGGCGACGCGCUGCAUGCACUGUACAGAGCCCAUCCGGAGUACCAAAUCUCGGCGCUAGUGCGCGACCCGGCGAAGAGCGCGGACGUUUUCGCGAAGGAGUACCCCAACGUCCGCAUCGUACAGGGCAGCCUCGAUGACGGCGAUCUUGUCGCCGAUGAGGCGGCUAAGGCAGAUGUUGUUUUGAAUCUGGCGGCUACGAGCCACCUGCCCAGCGUGAAAUCCAUCCACCAGGGCUUGAAGAAGGCGAGCACCAGCCGUAGCGGCAAGCCUGCACACUGGCUCCAGAUCUCCGGCGCAACCGUCCUCGCGUGCGGCGAGAUCGCAUCCAAGACGUUCGGCGAGCCGUCAGACAAGGUCUACCACGACCUCGACAGCGGCGAGAUCUGGGCGCAGGUCAAGAAAUACCCCAGCCGCGCCGUCGACAACUACAUCCACGACGUCGCGACGCAAGACGCCGGCACAGUAAACACAGCGCUGCUCGUCGGCCCCAUCAUAUUCGGCGCGGGCCGGGGGCCGGGGAACAGGCGCAGCAUCCAGAUCCCGGAGCUGGCGCGCACGGCCAUCGAGCGCCGCAGGGCGUGGCAGGUGGGCCGCGGGCUCAGCGUGUGGGAUCACGUGCACGUGCGGGAUCUGAGCGGCAUCACGCUGCGCUUGGUGGAGAGGGCGGUGACGGGUGGCGGCGAUCAGAGUGGGUUGUGGGGUGAGGACGGCGCGUAUUUCGCUGGUGUUGGACAUCUUGCGUUUGCAGACAUCUCCCGCCGCAUCGCAGCGGCGGCGUACGCCCUCGGCCUCGCUGACUCGCCUGAUGCCGUCGAUGCCCUCCCGCCCGCCGAGGCGGACAAGUUGGUCGGCCACGCAAGUAUCCUCCUGGGCACGAAUGCGCGCUGCGAUGCCAGGCGUGCAGUUGAGAAACUCGGGUGGAGCCCGAAGGAGCAGAGUUUGGAGCAGGCGAUUGAGGAGACUGUGCGAGAUGAGGCUGGGAAGGUGGGAAAGGCAGGAUUGUAG
This is a messenger RNA of Lasiodiplodia theobromae, 1047 nucleotides long. Its product is annotated as Nad dependent epimerase dehydratase. NCBI's taxonomy places the organism in Eukaryota, Fungi, Ascomycota, Dothideomycetes, Botryosphaeriales, Botryosphaeriaceae. The record is from RefSeq and is a predicted model, not a curated record. The transcript has 5 exons. Bases 1 to 1047 code for a protein of 348 amino acids.